Prosopis cineraria is the source of this 925-nucleotide messenger RNA. RefSeq lists its product as uncharacterized. Lineage: Eukaryota; Viridiplantae; Streptophyta; Magnoliopsida; Fabales; Fabaceae. The record is from RefSeq and is a predicted model, not a curated record. The transcript has a single exon. The coding region runs from base 94 to 696 and encodes 200 amino acids.
UCGGCAUCUUCUCUCGGAUACCUGCCCUUCCCCUGCCCCUUAAAUCCUCACUCUCUCCCACGCUUCUUGCUCGCAUCACAGCUACGCACCACCAUGGACGCCAUCGAUUCCCCUCUCGAAGCUCUCGUUUUCAACUGCGCCAGCUUCGGCUUCUUCACCCUCGUCAACAACCUCUGGACCUGGCUCGCCCUCUUCACCGCCUCCCUCAGCCUGUGGAAGAUCUGCGCUAGACCCCAUUUGCCUCUUCCUCCUCCUCCGCCGCCCUCCAAUGAUCGGAGCUUAAGCGGGUCUCGGUCGGACGAACCAGAGCGACCGGUGGAAAACCUCGUUCUACAUGAAGCUCCCGUCACGAGCGAGCCGGCGAUGAGUGUUUUCUCCGCAGGCAACGGCGACGUCGAUGGAGUGAGCAGGGGGAAGUUUACUGUGUACUACGAGGAUGACAACGAAUGCGAGUCGGUGGAGGAGCUGAAGGGGACGUCGGAGGAGUGUUGUGACGGCAAUUGCGGCUUGGAAUCGGAGUGGUGGGAGAAAUGGGAUAAAAUGUUGAAGAAGAGGACGGGAGUGAGCGGGUGGUACAUGUACCAGGAUUUAACGGACCUCAACGGUAACGUCGUCAAAUUCUGGGAUUCUGGGACUGGUAAUAGUAGAUUUCCAAAAGAAGUGACGACGAACAACUCAAGUUGUAUGGUCUGGUAGAUUCAUAUGAAUGAACGGAUGCUCAUGAAGAGAUGCUACUAAGAUUUAGAUUUAUAUAUAGCUAAUUUGGGUUAGUAGUAGUUCGGAUGACGAAAAAAAAAACAUGAACCAUCCAUGGAACCUCGAUUCCCAGACGCAAAUGUACAUUCGGUGUGCCGUGCGUGAGUUUUUUGAUCUCUUCCUCGUCUCUUCCCUGGACCAUUAUAUAAUUAAUAGUCUAUUUUCUUAA